UGUAUUAAGCUGUGUAACUAAAUUUUAUUAUUGGAAUUUUAGGUUAAAAUAUUAUUAGGUUAGUGAUGAUUGUUUAAAAUUUAUAAAUAAAGUAACCAACGAGUUACCGGGUUUGCUAUGGCAGAUUGGAGAAUAAACGAAAAAUACCGCAAACCAAGAAAAGCUAAAGGAACCCCAUUUUAUGUUCAGAGAAACUAUUAUGCCUUUGGUGUAAUAUUAGGAAGUGCGGCUUUGUGGUACUUGUACGAGCUGUGGCCAGUAUCCAGAAAAAUAAAGCAAGAUCAAAUAGAUAAAGAGAAAUUUAAGAUUCCUGAAGGUUUAGAAAUUAGGGUAAAACAUAUGCAAAUUGGAAAGUUGAGUGGACCUACAGAUGAGCUUUUAGCAAAAGCCAGAGAGAGAGAAGCAGAUAAAUAUGAUGAAGACAAGUCAAAGCCUCAAUCGUGGCUCAGCAGAGUCUUCAGCUCCCAGCCAGAUAUUUAAAAAUGGCAAAUCUAGGUUUGUGUUCAUUAGUAAUUUUUAAAUGGUUAAUAAGAUCCGUUUAAUAAAAACAUAGACAUAGUAAGUAGUGAUAAUAAAUUAUUGCUAAUUAAUUUGUAUUUUAUUUGCCAGUUCCAAAAAGAAUGAUCACAUUUCAAAAUAUUUCAUUACGAACAAGCACACUGUGGAAGAUUGUACUAAACCUUUAAAUUCUAAUCAUUUUGAUUCACCUUAUAAAAAAUGUUUAAGUGAAAUUAAAAUCAUGUCUGGAGCUGAAGAUCCCAGUAAAGAUUUUAGUACACCUAAACCCAUUAAAGUGCAGAAAAAGAAUCAGAAUAAAAAAAGUGCACCACUCAGACAGAGUAAAUUAAAAUCAAAAUUAAACUUCUCACGAAGUAAAUCCACAGUGAAGAAUUCAAUAUUCAAAACUACUCAGGACAAUUUUGCAUUAUCGGAUGUGAAUCCUGAUCAUCUUCAAAUGGCUAUAGCUUUAUCAAAAUCAACUUACGCCGCUGAAUAUCCAGAACUAUCAAAGAAUACUGAAGAUACUAUUCCAAGCUUUCUAACGCCUGAGAAAAUUCCUAAGGGCAAAACUACUUUGGAGAGGUAUGGUUUUAAAUCUGACAAGCCUAAACUACUUGCAGAAUUCAAAAGAGAAUCUAUUGAGGUUCCAAAGAAAAAUAAAAAUUCGAAAUUUCGUUUUAUAACACCAACUCUCAAAACUCGUACGAUGGAAGAAAGAGAGUCGAUCAUAGCCGCAAAGAUUUCAUUAAUCCUUUCCUCUAAUAAGAAUUCCUGUGAUGAAUCAACAGACUUUCAAAAUGACGAAUUAUAUAGUGAUAAGCUUAAAAAAUUUGUAGGAUAUUCAAUGUUUACAGCAAAUGGAUUUAGUCUUUAUGAAAAUGAUAAAUAUUAUAUAAAAAGUUUAAAUAUUUCCCCGACUAGAUCUAAAUGUGGGAGCUUAUUAAAAAAGUGGGAAGAUAUACCAGGUAGAGAAAAAUCACCAAUUCGAGGUGAGCUUGAUAAAACUGAUAAAAACAAUAUUAAUAAUGUCAGUAUAGUUUCUGUUUCCUCUUCUCAAAGCAGCUUAAAACUAGAUGCAACUAUUACUACAAUUUCCUAUAAUUUAUCGGUAAAAUCUCAAGUAAAAAGGGAUUGUAUUUCUCCAGAUUUAUUUGAAUCUGAGGAUGAAACUGAGUAUACACCACAGUCUCCAAAUACAGUAGACGAUUUUUCACAAUCUUUAUUAUCGCCUUCAAAAAAACAAUUAAAAUUAUCACAGCCUGAUAGCUUUGAAGAGGUACCAAAAUAUACAACUUUGAAGACUGAUAGUUUGGAGCUUAUAGAGGAUAACUCUGAAGAAACUUCACAAAAAAGUUCACCAUUAACAAAAAACAAUGUAAAUGUAAUAAAAAAUAUACUGGAAUAUUCAGAUGAAGACACUGAAGAGUUGUAUAUAAGUUCUCUAAAAGAUAAAGGAGAGUUCGUAGUGAAUUUAACGCAAGAAUCGCCAUCAAAGAAUGCAACAAAAGUACUAUCGCCAGAAGGCGAAAAGUUGCAUUUAAAAUCUCCAAUAAUCGAAAAUUUUGUUGUAGAUCUAACAAUAAGUUCUGACGAUGAUUCGUCUAUUUCUUUUACACAUAAAAUAGGUGGUAAAUUAAAUACAAAUGAAACUGUUGAAACUAUUCUAAGUAAGGAAAGUCAUACUAAAAAUAUAGAAAAUUCUGACAUGAAUUUUGAAAUGUCACCGUUACUUCUAAUAAACUCGGGUAACGUUAUUGAAACUGAAGAACCAGCAAAUUUCUCAAGUGCCUUUGCAGAAAAACCUACGUCUUUACCUGAUAUUGAACAUAGUAGACUUUCGAAAACGUCCUUUGAUAUAUCCUUUGGAUUAGACGGUUGCAACAGUAUGUUAAACGUGACGGACUAUGUAACGCAAAUUCUGAAUCAAAAUGAAUCCAAAAUUGGUGAAAAUAGACAUGCCGACAGUCCAUUAACUAACACACCGUGUUCUAAUACAAAACCUGUCGACAGUCUUGAUAACGAGAAAUAUGAUAUAGAAAAAAGUAACAGCCAAGGUGAAGAUAAGGAUCUUAUUUCAAGUCCAGAAUCGUGUUCACAGGAGAGUAUUAUUAUUAGUGAUGAAGAACUGAAUUAUUCAAGCAUAAACAGUAACAAUGCAAAAAAUAAACAUUUUUAUGAGUUAUCAGACGCUGAUGAAAUAUAUGGAAAUAAUGAAAAUGAAGCAGAUUUAAUGGAUAUCGAUGAAGUUUAUAGCGUUCAUUCAGCAUUAAAAAAUAAGUAUAAAAAUAAAAGUGUCUCAACACCUGUUCAUAACCGAUUAUCCGAACUCAGAGGCAACUCACCCUUAACAAAGGUAUCCCUUACAACAGCGUUUCUAGAGGACUCUUUCAACGAUAUACUAGAAAAUUCAAACAUACUCAAAGAAUUAGAAAGCAAGUCCAAUGAGAAAGUAAUUGUUAACCCAUCCCAAGCUGAAAUCACUGAAAAUAAAUGUACUCCUGAAAAGGUGUUAGUUGCAUCUAAAGAAAAUAUCACAACUCCAGAAAACAAUUUAAUAGUGAAAACAACGAAUGUAACACCUUUAGCAAAUUACGAUGCGAUGAACACUCCAGGAAUUAUUAAAGAAUUGCAGAAGUUUGGCCUGAAGCCGUUAAAACGUCAGAGGGGCGUUAAAUUACUGAAGUAUCUUUACGAGUGCACUCAUCCAUUGGUACAACCUGGUGAAAUUGAAGAAUUGAGUUCUGACGAAGAUGAUGAAAAAAGAAUUACCAAAAAAAGAAAAAAAUGUAGUAACAUAAAAAGAUGCGGUACUAGUUCAGCUGAAAUAGGGGGAAAUAUUCGUAGAUGUGAUCAAAGCGAUAUAGAAAUUGUAGGAGAUGAUCUGCUCAAAAACGAGAAUUUUGAUGAACUAAUAUUUGAGAGGAAGUUCUCUGUAAGAUUUCAUUCAUGUCGAAUACCUUUACAAAUUGUGUGGCAUAAUUUUCUAUCACUAAAUGCGGAUAUAAAAGAAAAUAUACUUUUGUAUGAACCGUUACAAUUAGAAGUUCUACACGCAAUGCUAAAGGAACAAACAGGGUGUAAAUUCCAUAUCCAAGACCUUUUAACAUUUUUUGAUAGGAAAUGCAUCACUAUUCGGACUGCUCAGGGAUCUCGGAGGAAGUCCAAAUUUUAAAAAUUGCUUUUUACGAUUUAUAUUUUUAUUGCUGUUUUAAAAUUUCAAGGAACAUUUUAUGUAUAUUUUAAAAUUAAAAGUAAUUUUAUAUUUUAAUUGUAACCUAUGUUUACUAAACUAAAUAUAAAGCUUUUUUAC
Molecule: messenger RNA, 3811 nt
Organism: Anoplophora glabripennis (Asian longhorned beetle)
Lineage: Eukaryota; Metazoa; Arthropoda; Insecta; Coleoptera; Cerambycidae
Product: structure-specific endonuclease subunit SLX4
Exons: 7
Coding region: 740-3673 (977 amino acids)
Biological process (GO): resolution of meiotic recombination intermediates; interstrand cross-link repair; DNA replication
Cellular component (GO): Slx1-Slx4 complex; nucleus
Molecular function (GO): enzyme binding
Source: RefSeq, a predicted model, not a curated record